UACUAUGACGUCAGACGUAAGGUCAAGAGGAAAGAAGCAUGGCGGCCGUGUUGAGAGGGUCUCGGUACCUGGCUGGAAGGUGCUGCCAGCAUGUUGACUUUGCUUUGGUCUCCACGAGGUCUAUGGCCUCGAAGACCCCGGUGGGGUUUAUCGGUCUGGGCAACAUGGGGAACCCGAUGGCCAAGAACCUGCUGAAGCACGGAUAUCCCAUCAUCGCUACUGACGUGUUCCCCGAAUCCUGCAAGGACGUUCAGGAGCUGGGCGCUCAGAUUGUGGAUAAUCCUGCUGAGGUAGCAGAUAAAGCUGACCGCAUCAUCACCAUGCUGCCCUCCAGUCCCAACGUCAUCGAUGUUUAUACUGGACCCAACGGCAUCCUCAAGAAGGUGAAGAAAGGCUCCCUGCUCAUCGACUCCAGCACCAUCGACCCGUCGGUCUCUAAAGACAUGGCUGCUGCUGCAGAGAAGAUGGGGGCAGUUUUUAUGGAUGCACCUGUAUCAGGAGGUGUGGGAGCUGCCAGUUCUGGUAAACUGACGUUCAUGGUUGGAGGAGCAGAGGAGGAGUUCACUGCAGCCAAAGAGCUGCUCACCUGUAUGGGAGCUAACGUGGUCUACUGCGGCCAGGUCGGAACCGGACAGGCUGCAAAAAUCUGCAACAACAUGCUUCUAGCUAUCGGAAUGAUCGGAACGUCAGAGACGAUGAACCUGGGAAUCAGACUUGGCCUGGAUCCUAAACUGCUGGCCCAGAUCCUGAACAUGAGUUCAGGUCGCUGCUGGUCCAGCGACACCUACAACCCGGUGCCGGGCGUGAUGGAGGGCGUCCCCUCCGGGAACAACUACCAGGGAGGCUUCGGCACCCAGCUGAUGGCCAAGGAUCUGGGUCUGGCCCAGAACACGGCCACCAACACGAAGACUCCGGUCCCUCUGGGCUCGCUGGCCCAUCAGAUGUACCGCGUCAUGUGUGCUCGCGGCUACGCCAAUAAAGAUUUCUCCUCAGUAUUCCAGUUCCUGCGUGAGGAGGAGGGCGGCCAGUAAUCAGCCUCCAGCGCUGACAGGACUAACGUAGAGUAGUUAGGGUGCAUUUCACCCCGACCACUUUCUGUUUCAACAACAAGAAGCCAACCAGCUCCAACACAGCGUGACAUCAUGUGAGCACUUCUCUCCUUUUGGAAAUCCUGUUUCCUGUGUGAUCUAGCCUUGAUAAUAUGCAACACUCCUUUCAGAUUUAGAAUCAAGAGAACUGUCAGAUAUCCAGAGGAUCAAAAGAUGAAUAGACUGUCUAUCAGCUCUACUGAUCUGAUUAUAAAGAGUCCAGAGGGAAUCUGGAGUUUUAAAAGACCACUCAUCAGUUCUGUUUUAUCAAACACGGUUUAGUCUCCACAUAUUUAUCUGUUUUUUGUGAUCAUUUCUUCAUGUUGCUGUUUUUUUCUGUUCGUCGGGUUUAUUUCUCUAGACAUUGAAAAUGUUACUUUGGGUUACUUUGAGUGUCAUCAUAUCCAGUUAAAAAAAAUAAAGACAAAUUGUGAUGUCUUCAA
This is a messenger RNA of Centropristis striata (black sea bass), 1531 nucleotides long. It is a transcript of the gene hibadhb, whose product is annotated as 3-hydroxyisobutyrate dehydrogenase b. Gene Ontology annotation, cellular component: mitochondrion. The transcript is spliced from 8 exons. The record is from RefSeq and is a predicted model, not a curated record. Gene Ontology annotation, molecular function: 3-hydroxyisobutyrate dehydrogenase activity; NAD binding; NADP binding. Bases 39 to 1031 code for a protein of 330 amino acids. Gene Ontology annotation, biological process: L-valine catabolic process. Lineage: Eukaryota; Metazoa; Chordata; Actinopteri; Perciformes; Serranidae.